GGACAGUCAGGAAAGACGGCCAUAAAGAGACUAGGAGAGAAGGAGACGCCCCUAUCGUUCUACCUAAAGCGCCUGCCUCUCUAAAUCCGGUCUUCGAUUGCCCGCGCGUAGCCUCAGUCUCGGCAUCUUGACCUCUAGGAGCAAGUUUUAGUUGAGCGGAUCUCGCCAUGCAGACGAUCAAGUGUGUAGUUGUAGGCGACGGGGCAGUCGGUAAGACCUGUCUACUCAUCUCCUACACCACCAACAAGUUUCCUCAGGAAUACGUCCCGACCGUAUUUGAUAACUAUGCAGUGACAGUAAUGAUAGGAGGAGAACCC
Geodia barretti is the source of this 317-nucleotide messenger RNA. The record is from the annotation of a GenBank genome assembly. NCBI's taxonomy places the organism in Eukaryota, Metazoa, Porifera, Demospongiae, Tetractinellida, Geodiidae.